UUCAGCCUCCACUGGAAAAGUUCUCCUGCUACAGGAUUGGAUUUGAACGGCUAAUGUAAGCUUUCCUUGUCAGGAUGGGCACCCCAGCAAAGCUCCGCAUCAUUUUUGGAGACGACAAUAUUCUGCAUUCUACCUGCAGGCAUACCAAGCAGCGUCACAGACCUUAUUUGUGCUAUCAGAGAUUAUUUUGAUAUUCCUGGGGAAUUUUCUGUGCAUUAUCAGGACAUGGAUUUCAAUGGACAGUUUUUUACUCUAACCCACAUUGGAGAUGUGGAGGAUCAUGCAACAUUAAAAGUUGUGCCAGUAAAGCCAGUUGUCCUCACUCUCAGUACAGUGGAAGAAAUAGAGGCUGACUUGCCUCCACCACAUGAAUCCUCUGAUACUAUUUCCACCCACUCAUCAUCAUCAGACACUAUCAUUCUCUCCUCAUCUGAUGAAAGCAGAAUUUCCAGACGCUCUCAACAAUCAAACAGAUUUGAAAUACCGACAUUUUCCUUUGAUGUAGAACAACAUUUGCAGGCUGGAAACCAAGCAUUCCUGAAGGAUGGUGCCCUGCUCAACCACCCAAGUUUGACAAGCAGCAUACUGGAGAAGCUUGCAGAGGUGGUUUUUGGUUACACAGCAUACCCCACAGGGAUUCAAAUUUUGACAAUGGUUGAAGCCUUGAUCGAAAAGUUCCCAUGUCUCAGGGAACCAGGGUCUUUUAAUGGCCUUUAUGGGUGGCAGCAGAGGAUGAAAUGGAAAAUGGGGAAUUACCGUGCAAAAUUAAGAGGCCGUCAACUUCCCUGUCCAGAGCUGGAAGUGAACUCGCGGAAAAGACCGAGGUCAAAUGAGAAUGGCUCAAGCAAAGGCAUCAAAAAGCCCAAGAAAGCGGAGGUAAACUACCUGCCUCCACUGCCAAUUGGGGACACGGAAGCCACUUUAGAUAAGGAGAGGGUAGACGUGCUGCACGAAGUUAAGAAGAAAAACAAUGAGCGCAUAAUAUCUGAGAAAAUGGACAGAUCUUUCUCCUUCCGAAGACAGGAAGUUGUAAAGCAGUGCCCCGCCAUCCACGAUUUCCGGGAGAGAUGGCCUGCUCUUCUCUCUGAAGCUCAGAUCAAGGAGGAAUUCAAAAGAAUCACAACGGUUCCCUUGGAAAGAACUUUUCUCACUAAGCUGGACUUCUACACUCCAAAAAUGCUGGAGAUAUUUAGCAAAAAAGGCGGCUUAGCUGGGACCAAAAUACGACCACUUCCGGAUUCACUCAGCCAGCAGUUCAGAGUAAUGACCUCAGAGGAGCAACCAAUGUAG
Pungitius pungitius (ninespine stickleback) is the source of this 1290-nucleotide messenger RNA. RefSeq lists its product as uncharacterized. The record is from RefSeq and is a predicted model, not a curated record. The transcript has 4 exons. The coding region runs from base 226 to 1290 and encodes 354 amino acids. NCBI's taxonomy places the organism in Eukaryota, Metazoa, Chordata, Actinopteri, Perciformes, Gasterosteidae.